CAUGUCGGAUCCAUUCGGAUUACGAUACGAACUCGAGUCAGAGAGAAUUCAACUCGAGUGGGUUCGAGUUACGCCCAACUCGAGUUAACUCGAGUUACUUACUCGAGUUGACCAUCACUAGUCAUUAUGCUGUUUGUUGUCGUUCAGUGAAGUCAAAGUCAGUAAAGUAUGUCGAGUCAGAUGAUAAUACAGAACAGGUACAGUCAAAUGAAAUGUUUAUAGGUCAUAUUCAGUCAUCCAAGUCAUCAUCAAGUGAAUGGUCAAUUAAUUUAACUAUAAAUAAUUCUCAUAUAAAUUGUAUUAUUGAUACAGGCAGUGAUGUCAAUAUUAUGUCCAAAGAUGUCUAUGAUUCACUUAAUAUUAAGAGUGCACUGUCUGAAACUAAUAUCAAAAUAAAGUCUUACACUGGAAAUAGUCUAGAAGUCCUAGGUCAACAAAACCUAAAGUGUGAAUUUAAAUUUAAUGAUACUUAUAUGUCAAAAGAAAUUAAUUUUAUAAUUGCAAAUGUCAACUCUCCAACUGUAUUAGGUAAACUUACUUGCUCAGAUAUUGGAUUAAUUAAAAGAGUUUUUUGUGUGGAUUCUACAAACAUGCAAAUGUCAGAUUGUGAUAUCAGUCAAUUGUCUUCUAAUUUAAAUCAAAAUGAGUCAAAUCCAAGUCAAGAAUUAUGUUCUAAAGUCACUAAGAGUCAGUCACAGUCACUUCCACCACAGUCAAGUCAGUCACAAAAUAUAAAUAUAAAUAAACUUAUUGAAUGUAAUAAUUCUGUUUUUACCGGUCUGGGUUGUCUUCCUGGUGAGUGCCACAUAACUACGAGUCCUGAAGUCCAGCCAAAAGUCGAUGCUCCGAGGAAGGUACCAUUCGCAUUACAUCAGAAGCUUCAACAAGAACUCGAGAAAUUAGAAAAAAUGGAUGUCAUUGUCAAAGUCACAGAGCCAACAGAGUGGGUGAGUUCUUUGGUUUUAAUUGAAAAGAAAAAUGGUCAGUUACGGGUAUGUUUAGACCCCCGAAAUCUAAAUAAAGCCAUAAAAAGGACUCACUAUCCUAUCCCAUCUGUUGAUAUGGUUCGCGCCAAGGUGGCAGGAGCGAAAUUCUAUUCCACCCUGGAUGCAAGUAGCGGAUUCUGGAUGUGUAAAUUGUCUGACAAGAGUUCAUACCUCACAACGUUCAACACACCAUUUGGCCGUUAUCGUUUUAAGCGUCUCCCAUUCGGUGUCAACUGUGCUCCAGAAUAUUUUCACAGAGUCAUGACGGAAAUAUUUGGUGACAUACCUGGAGUAGCGGUGUACAGCGAUGACAUCCUAGUCAGUGGAAAAACUAAAAUGGAACAUAAUGAUCGUCUUAACAUGGUAUUUAAUAGAGCAAAAGAAUUCAAUGUCAAGUUUAACAAAGAAAAAUGUACAUUUGCCAAAGAGAGUAUUAAGUAUCUUGGACAUAUAUUUUCAGCAGACGGAAUCACAGCUGAUCCGGAUAAAGUCAGAGCAAUCAAAGAUAUGCCGUCGCCUACUUGUCUAAAAGAUCUACAGAGAUUUUUAGGUAUGCUCAAUUAUUUGAGUCCCUUUAUUAAAAAUAUGGCAGGUGAGACAGAAGUUCUUCGUCAGUUGCUGAAAAAAUCUACUGAUUGGCAGUGGACUGCUAAUCAUGAAGCUACAUUUUGUCGUCUCAAACAACUAAUAUGUAAAGUCCCAGUGUUGUCACAUUUUAAUGUUCGUGAUCCUAUUGUCCUACAAAGUGAUGCUAGUAGCAGUGCUGUUGGUGCGGUGUUGUUGCAAAAUCAACAUCCCGUAUAUUAUGCUUCAAAAACAUUAACUGAUUCUCAGAAAAGAAUGGCUCAAAUAGAGAAAGAACUCUAUUCUAUAGUUUUUGCAUGCAUUAAGUUCCAUCAAUUUAUAUAUGGACAAACCGUCACUGUAGAGACAGAUCAUGCUCCUCUAAUAACAUUGUUUAAAAAGCCUUUAGUCGAAGUCCCAACACGUCUUCAAAGAAUGAUGUUGAAAAUACAACCUUAUAGUCUAAAUGUCGUUUACAAAAAAGGUAGUCACAUGUAUAUUGCUGAUACUUUGUCUAGAGCAGCGCUUCCUGAAACAAGUUCAGACGAAUUAGAUGAUGAUAUAGUUGUUCAUGUAAAUCUAUUGAUAAAGUCAUUACCAGUCUCAUCAGAACGCUUAGAGUGGUUAGUCAAAGGUACUAAUGAAGAUGAAAGUCUGCAGAUUUUGAAAAAAUACUGUAAAGAAGGAUGGCCGUCAAGUAAAAGUCAAGUUCACAAAGAUUUGCACGAAUAUUGGCAGUAUAGAUUUGAUUUACAUACAGAAAAUGAUCUGAUUUUCAGAAGUAACAGUAUAGUCAUACCUAAAAAAUUAAGGCCAGACAUUUUGAAAAUAAUACACAGUGGUCAUUUAGGUAUUGAAAGGUCAAAAGCGUUUGCUAGAGGUCAUGUAUUUUGGCCAUUUAUGUCAACUGAUAUAAAAAAUAUCGUACAGUCUUGUCAUACUUGCUUGUCACACAGAAGUUCAAAUGCUCCAGAACCACUUAUUCCACAUGACGUCACAUUACUACCAUGGGAAAAAGUUGGUGUCGAUUUCAUGGAUUAUAGAUCUAGGAAAUAUAUAGUGGUACAAGAUUACUACUCAAAUUUUAUUGAACUAAUGUCAGUAGCUAGUACUAACGCCAAAACAGUAAUUGUUUCACUGAAAAGUAUUUUUAGUAGACAUGGUAUCCCUAUCGAAUUGUUUUCAGAUAAUGGGCCUCCAUUUAAUUCAGCCGAGUUUAAGAAUUUUGUUUUUGAGUGGGGAAUUCACCACAAUACGUCAAGUCCUUAUGUGCCAAGGUCUAAUGGGUUGGUAGAGUCAGGAGUAAAGAUAUGUAAACGUUUACUUACCAAGUCUGAAGAGUCCGGAACAGAUCCAUAUCUUGCUCUGCUUCAAUUCAGAAAUACACCUAGAGGAAACUUACCAUCUCCAGCACAAUUGUUAAUGUCACGUUCACUUAGAACACAAUUACCUACAGUCACAAAGAAUUUAAAACCAAAAACAGUUAAGUUUCAAGAAUAUGUAAAAACAAAGGAAGAAAAUAAGAAGAAAAUGAAAGAUUACUAUGACAGGAAAACUAGAACAUUACCAGAACUACAAGAAGGAGAUAAAGUCUAUUUUAAGAAAAUGCCAGAUACUCCAUGGAUCACAGGUACAGUAAGAUCUAAAUGUGAUCAGCCUAGAUCUUAUACUGUUGAAGGGCCUGAUGGAUUUAUAGGAAGGAGAAACAGACAACAUAUUUUGAAGCCUCCGCAGUCACCUCAAACUGUAUCUCAAGAGAUGAUAAAAAGAAGUCCAGAUGUCGAUACAUCUCCAACAUCACAUACAGUGUCACCGUCUAUUGAAGAGCAUACAACUCCAGGUACAAGGCGCUCUAGGUUUGGAAGAGUUAUAAGACCCCCAAGACGGUUAGAUUUAUAAUUUAAGUUACUGUUUAAUAAACAUAAAUUGUGUUAGUGACUGUGAAGGACUGAUAUAAUGUUAGUAAUGUCUGAUGUUUAACUUUAAUGUAGAGUGUCUGUUUAAGUCUAUUUAAAGAGUAUAAUACUUAUAUUUUAUUCCAACAAAUUGUCAUAUUUUGUAUUACAUAAACAAGUCUUAUGUUAUUUGUCAAGUCUUUAAUAAUAAUAAAUAAAAGUUGUAAUAGUAGUCAAGUCUGUAAAACUGUAUCAAUCUGUAAAAUUAAAAUAUUUUACUUUUUUCUAAUAAGGAGGAUGUUAUGAGAAUAGUCACAUCACUAGUGUUACGCACAACACUAUCUCUUAAGAUGGCGUCAUGCUCCAUUGUCUUUGGUCUUUGGUCAUCGUCUUACAUUGGUUGUACUGAAUGUAAUGUAUUUCAUAUUACU
Ostrinia furnacalis (Asian corn borer) is the source of this 3876-nucleotide messenger RNA. RefSeq lists its product as uncharacterized. NCBI's taxonomy places the organism in Eukaryota, Metazoa, Arthropoda, Insecta, Lepidoptera, Crambidae. Bases 213 to 3449 code for a protein of 1078 amino acids. Gene Ontology annotation, biological process: DNA integration; proteolysis. The transcript has 2 exons. The record is from RefSeq and is a predicted model, not a curated record. Gene Ontology annotation, molecular function: aspartic-type endopeptidase activity; nucleic acid binding.